This is a messenger RNA of Danaus plexippus (monarch butterfly), 881 nucleotides long. It is a transcript of the gene irp2, whose product is annotated as putative defense protein Hdd11-like. The coding region runs from base 37 to 771 and encodes 244 amino acids. NCBI's taxonomy places the organism in Eukaryota, Metazoa, Arthropoda, Insecta, Lepidoptera, Nymphalidae. The transcript is spliced from 6 exons. The record is from RefSeq and is a predicted model, not a curated record. Gene Ontology annotation, molecular function: oxidoreductase activity, acting on metal ions.
UGUACGGUCUGUUAUUACAGAAAAUUAUUAUUUUCUAUGACCGCUUGCCCUUCCAAAGCACUAGGAGCUAAGGCGAUAUAUAGCUUUAAAUUGCCGAGGUCGCUACGUUCUGAUCCACUCACGCAUUGCGAGACCUGCGCCGCGGUCCGAUUUGAACUUAAAGCAAUCGUCAAUUCGUUGAUGUUACAACACGACACGACGAACCAGUCUCUUAGAAUCUUAGUUUUGAUUUUGAAGAAAGGACCGUGGCCUACAUUUGUUUCCAAGAUGUUCUUUUCAUUUUUCGUAACAAUACUGGCCGUUGUCGCAUAUACGGAGGGCUUUUCCCAUGGGGCUCCGGAGAGCGCCUGCCGGGACUUAAUGCCAAGACAUCAAGAUCAUAAGCCCCAGACAAGUCCACCACCAUACGCCAUCACCACCAGCGUUAGGGAACUUAAGGCUGGCGACUCCUUGCGAGUGACUGUCGAAGGGAAAACACCUGCAAACUUGAUCCGCGGCAUCAUGCUGCAAGCGCGCGCUGGCGAUGACAUCGUUGGACUCUUCAAACUCGACCCCAACGACUCUUUCUCCCAGCUUAUGAACUGCGGAGUUUUAGGCGACACAAUCACGCAUAAGAAGCAUGAUAACAGCCAAGACAAACAAACUCUCACUUACACAUGGACUGCUCCAGCCAACUUGAACGAUAAAAUUGUAGUCGGAGCAACAAUUGCACUCAACAAAUCUACCUUCUGGGUUGAUGUUAAAUCUGCUCCUGUUAAAAUAAUGCCAUGAAUUAAUAAAUUUCAUCAUAAUGCCGGCCUGCAGAUGCCUUAUUACUUAUAGUAUUAUUAAUUUUUUUACAUAGACUAUAAUGUUUAUAAAAUAAACAGUACUUAAUAAAA